Messenger RNA from Verticillium dahliae VdLs.17, 962 nucleotides. Its product is annotated as acyl-protein thioesterase. The record is from RefSeq and is a predicted model, not a curated record. The coding region runs from base 201 to 962 and encodes 253 amino acids. Gene Ontology annotation, molecular function: carboxylic ester hydrolase activity; palmitoyl-(protein) hydrolase activity. Gene Ontology annotation, biological process: protein depalmitoylation. NCBI's taxonomy places the organism in Eukaryota, Fungi, Ascomycota, Sordariomycetes, Glomerellales, Plectosphaerellaceae. The transcript has a single exon. Gene Ontology annotation, cellular component: cytoplasm.
CUUGCUGCUGCUGCUGCUGCCGCUGACGAGCCAUCAUCGCGACGAGCCGAGCCUCAUCUUGCCUGCGCCUGCCGACCAGCAACGAACCAAACAAAACGAGCAUUCUCCGACACGACCGUGCCCUGCUGAGCGAGCGACAUAUCACCACCGCUACUCCCUCAGUAUCCGAGCCGAGAACGGAAUCCCCCCCGUCGCCAGCAAUGGACCUCGCCAUCGUCACCAUCCCCCCUCUCACCGACCACACGCACACCGUGGUCUUCCUCCACGGCCGCGGCGAUAAUGCCAAGGACUUCGCCUCCUCGAUCCACUACUCCACCACCUCCCGCGGCCUCACCCUUCCCGAGGCCUUCCCGUCCUUCCGCUGGGUCUUCCCGUCCGCCGGCAUCUUGGACGUCGCGUGCAUGCCUGGCGACCGCCGCAGCCAGUGGUUCGACAUCUGGGACGUCAGCAACUUCAAGGACCACGAAGAGGUCCAGCAGCCGGGCCUGCGCGAGAGCGUCGCCGCCCUGCGCAAGAUCCUGCGCAGCGAAGCCGAGACGCUCGGCGGCCAAUGGGGCAAGGUCGUCCUCGCCGGCAUCAGCCAGGGCGGCGCUGUCGGCGUGCACACGCUGCUCAACCUCGCCACCGACGGCGAGACGCGCCUCGGCGCCUUCCUCGGCUUCUCGUCUCGCCUGCCGUUCCCCGGGCGGUCGCUGCCGGAGACGAGAAAGGUCCUGGCCCUCGAGGGCGUGCCUGCGGGCAAUGGCGUCUUGAGGAAGACGCCUGUGCUUCUGGAGCAUUGCGUGGACGACCCUCUUGUGCUAGUGGAUUGGGGCCGGCAGCUGAGAGACCAGCUCGUCGAGUUUGGCGCCCAGGUGACGUGGAAGGAGUACCCAGACGGCGGCCACUGGUUCAAUUCUCCAAAGGGCAUCGACGACGCCGUGGCUUUCAUCAGCCAGUCAUUGGACGUACGGAGUGUGUGA